GUUUAAGAAUAGUUCAUUACCACAGAAUCAACAGCAAUAUGAACAACCUCCUCCUGCGUAUGAUUCAGAAUCAAAUAGACCCUUUUUAUCUGUGGACGAAGACAAUGUAGAUGAUGACAUGUUUAAAGAAACAAUUGCCAAUAGUAAUAUGGAGAUUCGAAUGCAAUUUGUUAGAAAGGUUUAUUCUAUUUUAUCAACACAGUUAUUGGGAACUGUUAUUAUGUCCUCUAUAUACAUGUUUAACGAAGGCAUAAAAACUUGGGUUCAAUCACACCCUUGGUUAAUCUUUGUUUCCUUGUUUGGAUCACUUGGUUCCCUGAUUGCCCUUAUGUUUAAAGGCCGUUCUGCACCUUUAAAUUACUAUUUACUAGCACUUUUCACAAUUUUGGAAAGUCAUAUGGUCGGCACAAUAGUUACUUUCUAUGAUCAAACAAUCGUUUUUCAAGCUUUAGUUAUUACAUUUACAGUAUUUGUAGGCUUAACUCUGUUUACCUUACAGUCUAAAUGGGACUUUAGCGGAAUGGCACCAAUUUUAUUUGUUGGUAUCUGGGUCCUCAUCAUUGCUGGGUUUUUACUACCUUUUACUUCUUCGGAAAUGGAGCUUCCUUUAGCUAUUGCUGGUGUAAUUAUUUUCUCUGGUUACAUCAUAUUUGAUACCUAUUUGAUUUUCAAUCGCUAUUCUCCUGAAGAUUAUAUUAUGGCGUCAACAAGUCUAUAUCUUGAUAUGAUCAAUUUGUUCCUUCGUGUACUUCAGAUUUUAAAUGCAAGUCAGAGAAACUAAUUUUUACUUAAUAAAUAACAAAAGCUUGAUAUAUUGAGGGAGGAGAUUUGAUAUAACAGUAAGCUUCAAGUUUAAAUAUAUAUUGAAUAUAUUAUGUAAUGUAUAAUAUCCUACUACGAUUAUUUAUUCGUAUACUGUAACUCAGUAAUAAUUGAUAUAAU
This is a messenger RNA of Cokeromyces recurvatus, 942 nucleotides long. RefSeq names its product inhibitor of apoptosis-promoting Bax1-domain-containing protein. Lineage: Eukaryota; Fungi; Mucoromycota; Mucoromycetes; Mucorales; Mucoraceae. The transcript is spliced from 5 exons. The record is from RefSeq and is a predicted model, not a curated record. Bases 119 to 781 code for a protein of 220 amino acids. Gene Ontology annotation, cellular component: membrane.